Molecule: messenger RNA, 1128 nt
Organism: Pocillopora damicornis (cauliflower coral)
Lineage: Eukaryota; Metazoa; Cnidaria; Anthozoa; Scleractinia; Pocilloporidae
Biological process (GO): spermatogenesis; regulation of DNA-templated transcription
Cellular component (GO): nucleus
Molecular function (GO): RNA polymerase II cis-regulatory region sequence-specific DNA binding; protein dimerization activity; DNA-binding transcription factor activity, RNA polymerase II-specific
Source: RefSeq, a predicted model, not a curated record
UCGACUGAUUCUCCUGAAUCAGGAGAAGACCUGAUCGAGCUGACUUCAGUUUAUCGUGAUGGGCAAGAUAAGCAAAGGAAAUCUCCAAAGUAUUUGUUAAAGGCUAUAAUUACUGGUGAGGUGUUCCUGGUUGAAGAAACUGUGAAACUGCCUGAAAGCAUUUUGCACAUUUUGGGUAGAAAUGAGAUCCAAGAAGCAAUCCACAGAACAUCAGAUCCUGAAAAGUUUGAAACUGAUUUGAUAACAGCCUUAAGUCAUUUCAUUAGGCAGACUCACCAUACUGUCUUCACUUGUGGAAUCAUUCCUGUUGUAGUCAAAAGCCCCACUGAAGCUCUUAUACAUAGCAGGCACUCCAAGUUUGUAGUGAUAGUUUUGCCGGACAGUGAUCCUACCCUGAUCAGAAAAGUUAGGUCAGCUGAUGGCAUCAACUGUCAAACACCAGUGAUUGUCAUUUCAGUGGCUGAUAUUUUACCAGAAAGCACUUUGCACAUGUUGGGCAGAAAUGAGAUCCAAGAAGCAAUCCAUAGAACAUCAGAUCCUGAAAAGUUUGAAACUGAUUUGAUAACAGCCUUAAGUCAUUUCAUUAGGCAGACUCACCGUACUGUGGACCAGGGACUGUCAUUGUUACCUAUGCCAGUCCCAGUCUGUUGGAGUACCGCACCUUCGCAGUAUACCUCAGCUCUUGCACACCCAUUUGAACAUCCAGAGGGAACAGGUUUGACGACUGGUUUAGUAAAUUAUGCACCAAGAAAGCCAAUUCUUACUCAAAUUCAAGAUCUCAGUGAAAAAAGGUUCGUAGACCAAGUUCAGGAAUCUAGGAACCUAUUGGUAAGUGGCCAGACUGUGACUCAAGUCAUGAACCAAGGACUGGCUACUCCUAAAGCCCCUCCUUCUAUGGGACUUGGUACUCAAGAAAAUUCAGAAGCAGUGUUACCUGGUAUUGAGACACUUUUGAAUGCCAUUCAAGUGGUGGAAGGUGAAUCUCCAGCCACCGAUAAUGAAGCUCCUUGUUUCACAAAGAUCACAGCUCUUAAUGCUCCUGACUCUGUUAAAUCAAGUUCAACACAGACGUUUAAACAGGAAUGGUGUGAGGUGUUCAACAUGAAUGCCCCUUCCGAUGCUAAUUAA